AUGAGUCAGCAAACGAAGAAAAGGGCAAAGGCAAGUGGCCGGAAAGGCCUGGGCAGAAGAGCCCUCAACAGAGUUAAACCAAAGCAAGGCAAGGCCAGGGGAGCCCAGCAGGCCCAAAAGCCACCUCUCAACACAAUGUGCACUCCACCUGAUGAAGGUAUGCACUAUGAGAUUAACCAUCAAAUUGUUGAUGACGGUGAUUUCCCUGACUGUUACAUAGAGUGCAUAAUAAGAGGUGAGUUUUCUGAGCCCAUCCUGGAUGAGGAUUUACUUUUUAAGUCCUUUGAAAACCUAAAGGAAGGAUCAGAACAAAGUCUCUCUCAGCAGGUUCUUGAAGCAAGCUCCUUUCUUGAAUGUUCUUUGUCAUACAUGAAAACGGGGGCACAACAAGAGCUUGCUAAAGAGAAUUCACCCCAUGGGUAUUCUGAGCACCUGACAGACAAGAAGCUGCCUUCUGGGGAAAUACCUGGCACUGACUUAGCAGAUCCUAAUAAAGACUGUGACGAUCUAGCUCCAGAGGCAUUAGCUUGUCCUCAGAAUGGAUGCACAAGAAAGUUGAGGGAUAGAGCUGCCCUGAGAAAGCAUCUCCUCGUUCAUGGCCCCCGCCAGCAUGUGUGUGCAGAGUGUGGGAGGGCAUUUGUAGAGAGUGCAAAACUAAAGAGGCAUUUUGUAGUGCAUACUGGAGAGAAGCCAUUUCAGUGCACUUUUGAAGGGUGUGGAAAACGCUUUUCCCUGGACUUCAACUUGCGCACUCAUGUACGCAUCCAUACUGGGGAAAAACGUUUUGUGUGUCCCUUUGAAGGAUGCAAGUGGAGGUUUGUUCAGUCAAAUAACCUGAAAGCUCACAUCUUAACUCAUGCAAAGGCAAAGAAAGAAUCACUGGAAAAAAAUCAAAAGUAA
Molecule: messenger RNA, 900 nt
Organism: Castor canadensis (American beaver)
Lineage: Eukaryota; Metazoa; Chordata; Mammalia; Rodentia; Castoridae
Source: RefSeq, a predicted model, not a curated record